AACGCCAUCAUGGCGGCCACCUGAAAGCACUCGAGUCUUUUCGUGAAGGCCACAGUUGUCAAAAGAAUUUUUAAUCUUCCGAACAACCGAGGAAAUUUGACCGCAUCAUGAUCCCAGAAGCGACACACUAUCUAAAAGCGACAGUUUCUCUGUUUUCUCCAAAUGUUUUCCUGAAUGCUUCCAAACUGUCCGCACAGGGAGCACCAAGCAGCCUUCAGACUCGGAGAAACCUCAGAGUCAGCCACUGCUUGGCAGCCAAUGUUUCCCAUCCGAAGAAACAAAGGGAGAAGGUGGAAAUCCCGGGACUGAAGAUGGUGACUUACGGGGAUCGAAUGCACUAUAUCCCCGGCCUGGCUAAGCCAGUUUAUUCUCCGUGGAAGAUGAGCUUCAAGGACCCGAGGCUCUACAGGUCUCCACCCGCUCAGGAGAUGGCGCUGUAUAAAGACAAACCGUGCUAUGUAUUCAACCAGAGGACCAGCAUACUGGAAGGUGUGCGCCAGGCUGCGUGGUUGACCAAAACCCACUUGAGCCCUGGUCUGCUGCCUCACCUCGUCUCUCUGGCCGCAAAACCUGAAAACCAGCUGCCCAACCAGGACGAGCGCGUGCAGAACGCCAUCAAACACGCACGGUUCUGGGACACAACGGAGCCACGGCCGAGAAAGGAGAAAUACAGCAAAACUCUGCUGCUCAACCUGCUGCACCUCUGUGCGUCCCUGCAGCCCUCUCACCCAGCCGUUGGAAGGAGGAUCCUUGCAGAGAAUUACUCAUUAGCAGCUACCUGGAAACGAGGUGAGGACCUGUUCCAGAUCAGAGGCCGGAAUGGUUUGCUGCACUGUAGCAUGGAUCCUCUUCCUCGGAUCUGCGGGGAACAGGAAGUGUUAGAGACAUCAGAUCGGGUCCUGGAAAGCUUCUGUCCUGUCUCACCCACCAUCGACCUUCAACAAGUUAGUGUGUACAAAGAGGAGAUGAACUACACAGGUUUUAGAGGAGAAUACCCUUAUCCUCAUGCCCACACACUUUACUUCCUGGAGACAUCUGAUCCUAACUGUCAGCUUCGCCCAGAGCAGUUCAGAGCCAAGAUGAUUAUGUUCACCUUUGGAAAUGCUUUGGCACGCGCACACAAACUGUAUGGGACACAGCCACAGAGCCUGUUGGAGCGCCCCAUAACUGUACAGGCAGUGGGGACCAAUGGCAGAAUUUUCCAGUUUCUGGUAUUCCAGCUCAACACCACGGAUCUCUCUGGAGAUGACGGCAUCAAGAAUCAGGCGUGGUUGGAUGAAGAUGUUGAGCUGUAUGAUUUUGCAAAGGUUCGACCCUUCAUCAAGAGGAAAGAAGUGAAGGUCCCUGCUGGUCUGGCAGGAUACAAACCAGAAACAUUCAGCAAAUUCCUGACACUGUACCUCCACGGAGCGGCUUAGGACUGCUGCUCUCUUCAGUCAUUUGAUUAUGUUUGCAUUUGCAUAUGAACACAUUAUAAGCAGAGAGUCACUGCUUGUCAAGUAAUGGAUGCAGAAUUAAAUGUUAACUUUGAUGAACUGAAUUACUUUCCAUUUUCUGCUUCCAUCAACAUGUAAGAGUUUAAUAAAUAAAAUUGGGUUCAGGAUUGCAUCUGAUGUCACUAAAAUAAAGCAGAACUAAAACCUCA
Molecule: messenger RNA, 1645 nt
Organism: Poeciliopsis prolifica (blackstripe livebearer)
Lineage: Eukaryota; Metazoa; Chordata; Actinopteri; Cyprinodontiformes; Poeciliidae
Gene: mrpl37
Product: mitochondrial ribosomal protein L37
Exons: 8
Coding region: 108-1418 (436 amino acids)
Biological process (GO): translation
Cellular component (GO): ribosome; mitochondrion
Molecular function (GO): structural constituent of ribosome
Source: RefSeq, a predicted model, not a curated record